AUGGAACUUGAAGAUAAUCGAACAAUCCUUGGUGAUUUUGUGAUGGUUGGGUUUACAACAGACCCAUUUCUACGCACAAUUCUCUUUCUAAUAUUCUUGACUUCCUACAUCCUAACAUUGACUGGUAAUCUGGGCCUCAUGGCCCUGAUCUACCUGGACUCUCACUUGCACACACCCAUGUACUUCUUUGUGGGUAGCCUUUCCUUCCUGGAUGUCUGGUACUCAUCAGUCUAUACUCCUCAGAUCUUAUAUGAUUGUUUGUCCAAGAACAACCACAUUUCCUUAGCAGGUUGUGCAGCUCAGUUCUUCUUCUCUGCUGUAGUUGGUGGGAGUGAAUGCUUCUUACUGGCCUUCAUGGCCUAUGAUUGCUUUGUGGCCAUCUGCAACCCAUUGCUUUAUACCAUUGCCAUGCCCAAGAAGCUCUGUGUCCAGCUGGUGGUGGGAGCCUAUACAGUGGGGUUUGCCAAUGCUAUUGUAUACACUGGUAAUACCUUCCGUCUACACUUCUGUGGUAGUAAUAUCAUCAACCACUUCUUUUGUGAUGUGCCACCACUUAUGAAGAUGGCCUGUGAUGACAAAAGAGCAUAUGAACUCAUCCUGACUGCUGUCAUUGUCUUAACUUUGCUUUCAGCCACUGCUGUCAUUGUGAAGUCCUACAUUAGUAUUGUGGCAACCAUUAUUCGCAUCCGUGCGGCUGCAGGGAGGCACAAAGCUUUCUCCACUUGUUUGGCUCACCUGGCCUCUGUCUCCCUCUACUAUGGCACCAUGCUCAUUACAUACUCUGCACCCAAUUCUCAUCACACCGCAGAUUGGGACAAGGUAAAUGCACUGUUCUAUACUGUAAUCAACCCUCUGGUCAACCCUUUGAUUUACAGUUUACGCAACAAAGAUGUGAAGGCAGCCUGCAAGAAAGUCUGGGGGAGAUUCACAGCACACAAUUGA
Molecule: messenger RNA, 942 nt
Organism: Pseudonaja textilis
Lineage: Eukaryota; Metazoa; Chordata; Lepidosauria; Squamata; Elapidae
Product: olfactory receptor 9G4-like
Biological process (GO): G protein-coupled receptor signaling pathway
Cellular component (GO): membrane
Molecular function (GO): G protein-coupled receptor activity; olfactory receptor activity
Source: RefSeq, a predicted model, not a curated record